AUGCAGACCAUAUCAGGUUCCUUUUCAGCCGCUUUCAUAGUUCCAACACGUCAUCUGAAGGGUCAACAGCGCGAUGCAUUUUGGGAUUUCUUCCAUCCGUCCUCAGCGGUGGCCGUCACGAAGACGAGCCAGUUCCGAAGGACCUUCGACGAUCCCGGUGUCAGUGUCCUCAUGAUCACGGCUCAGAUCCUGGUCAAUGCCCUCCGUGACGGCAAGUUCAGGUUCCAGGAGGUGUCAAUGCUGGUGUUCGACGAGUGUCACCAUACGACCCUGAACCACCCUUAUAAUGAGAUCAUGAAGAUGUACAUGCAGGAAAAGAAACGAUUAAUUGACGUUCAAAGGAAGACCAAAGGAGCGUGGUUGGUUGGUCUGCCCUUUGCAGGCCUGCCCCAAAUUGUUGGUUUGACGGCGUCUCUUGGGACUGGUGGGUCACGUGAUGCAGUUCAACACAUCGUCAAUCUGUCCGCCAAUCUGGACUGCACUGGUGUCAUCACGGUUACAGAGCCUUCAAACCUUAAAGAACUGGAGGGGAUUAACAGGCCACCCGAGCUGGAUAAAAUAAUAUCCACUUCUCCCAGGGCGCCCUCGGAAGUAAGCAUUUGCGUAGAGAAGACACUGCAAGGUCUCAUGAGGGCUUUGGAAAAUCGCUUCUUGAUAGGAAAGUCGACCGGUGGUUCCCUCCGACCGUAUGGAUCAAUCGCAUAUGAAACAUGGAUAGGACCAAUAGCAUCCCAAGCAGAAAAUGAGAACAGAUCACUCUAUCCAGCCGCUUCAUACCUUCUAAAACUGAACACGGCCCUGCUCACCUACCACGAUCUACCGGCCAGGUACGUUCUCCAUGCAUUCGAAACAUUCAAGGUACAGAAUAGGGCCGAGUUUGACCUGACCAGGACGGGGAAAGAAUGCAGAGAGAUGUACGAAUUUCGUGUGGCCGAGCUGAAGCAGCUGGUACCCCAGGAAGAUCCUCUGGACACCCCCAAACUCAAAGAACUUGUUAACAAGCUGGAGCGUGUGUUCACGGCAAUACCAAAUUCGAGAGGUAUUGUUCUUGCUCGGACACGGUUCGCUACCCUAGCCCUCUUAGACUUCAUCAGCUAUCACUUCUCGUCAUCGAGAUCGGUGAAGAUCCGACCAACUCGAAUCGUCGGUCAGGGCAAAGAGACGGAAGAUGCCCAAUCCGCUGCCAGGCAAGAGGAUGCGCUCCAUCAAUUCAAAACAGGCGAGGCCAAUCUCCUAAUCGCUACCGAUAUCGUCCAAGAAGGUCUCGAUGUACCCGCUUGUAAUUUCAUCAUCCGGUAUAACUUCGUCAGCAACGAGAUCGGGACAGUUCAGUCGAAGGGACGAGCUCGGGCUAAAAAUUCGCAGUGUUUCCUGCUAGUAGAAAAAGAUUCCAUAAAUGAGAAAAGAGAACAUGAGAACAGACAGCGAGUAAGAGAUAUGGAUGAAGCCAUUAAGAGGAUCAAUGCAAUGGAUAAAGAAGUAUGGCUUGCUCGAGUUGGAGAAAAACAACUUGCUAUCCUUGCUGAAAAGAAACUAAGCCCCAGGACUUCUACAGUCCCAUCACCAUCGCCUUCAGCUCGUCGAUCCGCUACCUCAUCAAAUCAUCAGUCCCGCUUUCUAUGCAAGCACUGUCGGACGUUCACCCGAUUGGACUUGGACGAGGUGGAAGAGGGCGGUGAGGCGCCGAAUCAUGUCCAACGGGCAGCAAGAAACAUGCUUUCUGAUAGGGCGAGGAUUCAAGCCCUGAAGUCUCUUUCAAGGAUGUCUGCAGACAAGAGACAUAGACCAGAUUCCUGUCACAACUGUGGGAAACCAAUCACCAGCUGAUGAUCCUCGAUCGAGUGUCAUUUAAUCUUGUUAUAAACUACUGUUGAAAGCUACUGAGCUGUUAAUUAAUUAUCCAAUGAUAACAUUUGGUGUAGAGAUAUAGCAUUUGUUGAUUAAAAUGAGUUUUAAAAGGGGCAAAGGGCCCUGUUUCCUGAAUGCAAUAGGAAAUGAUUGUUAAAAAAAAUAAUUGAAUAUGAUUAAUAUCCUGAAUAGGGUAUUAAAUUGAAGCAAAAUUAGAUGAAUGAUAAUGAAACUUCUUGACGGUUUUGAUCAUUUUCGGUCUGUACAAUAUGCUGAAAAAGUUAAAGUGUCUAUCUCAUGUAUGUAAGCUCAUGGUUUUUUAAACACGACCGAACUCAUACCAAGACUCACAAAAUAGGCCUGCAUUCUCUUGCGCUAAAACUUUCAUGAUGUAGACAAUGGUACAUCUUACAUUAUACAACGCCAGCUACUAUAUAGCUAUUUCAUUAGUAAGAGGCUACACAAUGUAAAUAACACAUUUUCAGAAUUAUUAUGGUGCCGAUUUUUAUAUUCAAAUCGGUUGAUAUAAAACUACUAACUUCUUCUACAUCCUUUUUUAAGGCUUUAUUUCGAAACAGCAAUUGUUGUGUCUGAGCAAAAUUAAUGAUUACAUUCGGCUAAAAUAUUGUACAUUUCCUGAUUUCCAAUCCAAUAAUGGUGUUUAUUUUUGAGCCGGUAAUAUUGUGAUCUCUAUCAUUUUUGUAAAAUCAGAAUAGGUUUUGGAGCUAGAAACACAAUCAAAAUUGUGCUUCCACCACCAACACUUACACUAACACCAACACCGGACUUGAAAUUAACCGUUGACCGACAUCGAUUACUGUUUUUAUUUAUCAUGUUAAUGCUUGUAGGAGUGCACUGCUAUAUACAAAGUAUAACGUUCAAUAGUACUUCUAUUUUGAAUGGUGGCUAUAUACAAGAGGUUUUUCAUACGUGGUAUGGUUGUUAUUUCGUGCUUUCAUUUAGGACUUUAUAUUUAUCAAUAAUCAUCCAAUUGUAGUUUUUCGUACAUAAAACAAUUUAUUGCAUAUAUAAAUGAAGGUUCUGCGUUGGUGGUUGUAUAAAACAAAAAUACUAGGUGAAUGAAACAACCGUAGAGAGACAAAUGUUAAUCAAAUUUUCGCCCAUAGGGCUUCAUCAGAAAAGGUUGAAUUUAUUAAGUCAACAAGCAAGAAUAAUGCUUGUCGUUGUUCAAAUGCCAAUUUUGCUUUUAUAUUGAAGACCUCUUUUCGGCCAAUUAUUUUUAUUGUAAGGAUUUAUGACCUCUUUUCAUGUGUUACUUUCGCCUCCCCCGCUUGAACCAGUAUAUGCCUCGACUGCAUAUCCAUUAGGGGUGCGGGUCCGUGCGGGUGUCAUAUUUCUCUACAACCAACAGAUCUAGACACUCUUUAUUUCACUCAAAUUUAUCAACUCAGAUGUGUUAACUCGAGAGGCAAAAUUGUAUUCAUUGUAUUUUAUUGUGUUUUUUUUUUGUGUGAAUCUGUGUAUGUCAUUUUCAAGGAACAAUUACAUGUAUCUUUGAAAGUAAACUCCAUGACGUCUAAAGUCGCUACACUGCAAAAACUCUGGUGUUGAUUUAACACCAGCCCGGAAUCUAUAUAUGUCCACACAGGAGAAGUGUUAAACAACACCAGUUUCCCUUUGGUCUAACACCAGAUAGGUGUUUAUACAACACCAAUUAGUAUUAAAACAGCAUCGGUUUGAUUCCAAACUGGUGUUGUUUCAAUACUUCUCUGGUGUGGACAUAUACAUGUAUAGAUUCCGAGCUGGUAUUAAAUCAACACCGGAGUUUUUGCAGUGUAUAGGCUACCUAUUGCUUAGCUGUCUCCAAUCAAUAAAGUAAUCCCAAUGACCUUAUGUAGGCCUACAUUACCAAAGACGGGAAAUGAAAAUACAGUAGACAUCUAUAUAUAGAUAAUUUAUUACAUUAACUUAUUGAUUUAAUCUACACACAUUGAUUAAUAUUAUUUUGUAUCAGGGUAAUUAGGACAUAAUUAUUUAUGAGAGUAAUUUAUUAUUAUUGUUAUAAUAUAAUUUAUCGAGAGCGUACUAGCGUUUGUCAAAUUGAUUGUAAUUGUAGUAAUUUAUUAUUAUUGUUAUAAUAUAAUUUAUCGAGAGCGUACUAGCGUUUGUCAAAUUGAUUGUAAUUGUAAUUCUGUCGGGAAUGUUCUUUACGUGUAGAUAUGAGAUUGUUGGUUUGAUUAAAAAUGUUAUUUAAAUUGGAAUUGUUCUUCAAGAGUAUGAGAUUUAUCAUCUCAUUUUAUUUCAUAUCGUUUUCAAAUGAUGUCACACUUUCGAUGAAAUGAAAUGUGAAAAAUAUACAAUCAUCAUCUGAA
Messenger RNA from Lytechinus pictus (painted urchin), 4181 nucleotides. Its product is annotated as antiviral innate immune response receptor RIG-I-like. The transcript has 10 exons. The record is from RefSeq and is a predicted model, not a curated record. NCBI's taxonomy places the organism in Eukaryota, Metazoa, Echinodermata, Echinoidea, Temnopleuroida, Toxopneustidae. The coding region runs from base 1 to 1827 and encodes 608 amino acids. Gene Ontology annotation, molecular function: ATP binding; DNA binding; hydrolase activity. Gene Ontology annotation, cellular component: cytoplasm.